AUGACGCAGACCAAAACGACAUUACACGAGAGCCAGCUCAACCACAAAGCAGUGUUGCUGCUCAAAAAUGCUCUGAAAAACUUUGACGACUUUUACGGGGCCGGCUCAAUAAGCUGUGCCAUCUACGAUACCGCUUGGGUGUUUUUGGUACCCAAGGAAGCCGCUGGAGAGAGGCGAUGGCUCUUCCCAGAGAGUUUCCGAGUCCUCCUUGAAGAGCAGGAUACCGACGGAAGCUGGGACUCUGCAGGCUCCCAAAUCGAUGGCAUAUUAAGCACAGCGGCCGGUCUGCUCAGUCUCAUACGCCAUGCAAAGGAGCCACUCCAGAUCGCCAUCUCCGGAGAGGACUUGCAGCGGCGAAUCGAGCGCGCCACAACGUCCCUGAAACGCCAGCUAGAUGCUUGGGACGUAUCUCUAACUCUGCACGUGGGCUAUGAGAUUAUCCUACCAUCGAUGCUCAAGUUGAUAAGGAGCGAAGUCCGCGCAUCGCUCGUCGAGGGCAGCCUCUUCUUGCCUCUGCUCAAGGCGUGUUACUUGGACAUAUUCCCCCGCCGGGACAUGGCCGAGGGCAAAUUAUACCUUUUACAUGGACUGGUUGCAAACAACCGCAUAUCCACCUUUGCCUCGGCUGCCUUCCUGUACGACAUGAUGCGGAUUGCCAUCCUCGACCACCAAGCCGACGAGUUCAUGGAGGCUGUGGCUGGAUCCCGGUUCGCGAAUGACUUGCCCAGGCUUGUUCAGGUCAUUGACGAUCUUUUCGGCGAACCACAGCACGUAAACGGGAUCAAGGCCGCGAGUGAGACGACCGAACGGCGCAGCCAGGCCCCAUUCACACCGACGGGCUCGCCACGCAUCAACAAGAGCCUGCGAAGCACGUCGAGGCCCGAGAGUGCAUGGGCCGCUUCGUCAAACACGUCAUGGAGCACCCGUCGGAUCGUGCGGCGAGCCCGGCAGACAAGGAGAACCAGCACCGCGAGUUCCGGCAGUGCUUCGUCGCCCAGGGCCAGCAGCAGCGGUACCUCAACCCACGGACGUCCUUUCUCCAAAUGGCUCAAGGAGACGGCGGCGCGGCACGUCGCCUGCCCCUUCACCUUUGUCUGGGCGCUGUGCGUGGUGCCGUACGUGUACUACGCCGCCGACACGUGCCUGCACCUGGCGUCCAUGUGUCGCAUGUACAACGACCACGGGUCGGCCGCGCGCGACGGCCUGGAGAAGAACGUCAGCUCGCUGCACUUUCCCGAGUUUACGCAGACGCAGGGCGGCGCGCGGCCCAGCGAGGCGCUGUUCCGCCUGGCCGAGUACGAGAGGAGCUGCUGGCGGACGGCGCUCGCUCGCCUGGAGGAGGCGUCUGCUCGAGAGCCCGACGCCUCCCUAAAGAGGACCAAGGAGCGGAGGAUGGCUGUCUUGCGUACGUUCAUGGACACUGUGGAUCUUUAUGGGCAGAUCUAUGUUGUCAAGGAUAUUGCGAGCCGUAUGGUUCCUGUUCGGCCUCUAAAGUAG
Pyricularia pennisetigena is the source of this 1497-nucleotide messenger RNA. RefSeq lists its product as uncharacterized. The transcript has 3 exons. Gene Ontology annotation, biological process: diterpenoid biosynthetic process. The record is from RefSeq and is a predicted model, not a curated record. Lineage: Eukaryota; Fungi; Ascomycota; Sordariomycetes; Magnaporthales; Pyriculariaceae. The coding region runs from base 1 to 1497 and encodes 498 amino acids. Gene Ontology annotation, molecular function: terpene synthase activity; magnesium ion binding.